CUGAGCUGCGGGAAGGGCACCUUGGGGGAGAGGAGGGCGCGAGGCGUUGAGGCAGGGGAAAGUGACGAGCUGCCCGUCAUUGCCAGCCAGGGACGAGCACGCAGCCAUUCUCCCACCUGGCUGCCCACGGUCACUCAUCCGCAGAAAUGUCAGCCGCCAGCGUCCGGGGCCUUCAGGCCACCUACCACAGGGUCCUUGAUAAAGUGGAGCUCCUGCUGCCUGAGAAAUUGAGGCCGUUGUACAACCACCCGGCAGGUCCCAGAACAAUAUUUUUCUGGGCUCCAAUUAUGAAAUGGGGGUUGGUGUGUGCUGGAUUGGCUGACAUGGCCAGACCUGCAGAAAAACUCAGCACAGCCCAAUCUGCUGUCUUGAUGGCUACAGGGUUUAUUUGGUCAAGAUACUCACUCGUAAUUAUUCCCAAAAACUGGAGUCUGUUUGCUGUUAAUUUCUUUGUCAGGACAGCAGGAGCCUCUCAGCUCUUUCAUAUUUGGAGAUGUAACCAAGAACUAAAAGCUAAAGCAAACAAAUAA
Hippopotamus amphibius kiboko is the source of this 530-nucleotide messenger RNA. RefSeq names its product mitochondrial pyruvate carrier 2-like. Gene Ontology annotation, molecular function: pyruvate transmembrane transporter activity. NCBI's taxonomy places the organism in Eukaryota, Metazoa, Chordata, Mammalia, Artiodactyla, Hippopotamidae. The coding region runs from base 147 to 530 and encodes 127 amino acids. Gene Ontology annotation, biological process: pyruvate import into mitochondria. Gene Ontology annotation, cellular component: mitochondrial inner membrane. The transcript has a single exon. The record is from RefSeq and is a predicted model, not a curated record.